Messenger RNA from Rhinolophus ferrumequinum (greater horseshoe bat), 2185 nucleotides. RefSeq names its product Ras converting CAAX endopeptidase 1 (gene RCE1). Bases 137 to 1720 code for a protein of 527 amino acids. Gene Ontology annotation, biological process: CAAX-box protein processing. The record is from RefSeq and is a predicted model, not a curated record. Gene Ontology annotation, cellular component: endoplasmic reticulum membrane. Gene Ontology annotation, molecular function: metalloendopeptidase activity. Lineage: Eukaryota; Metazoa; Chordata; Mammalia; Chiroptera; Rhinolophidae. The transcript has 8 exons.
AGCCAAGCCCCUCCCCGCGCCGGAUGGCUGCGGGGAUCACGUGUUGUCUGUUUUUCAAUAAACCUACUCCGCGCACCGGGUCUGUUUCCGUGUCGCGGGCGGAGUCGAGGGGGGGGCCGGGAGCCCGCGCCUCCGGAUGACGUCACCCGCGUUUUCGGCAGGCGUGGGCCGAGCCCCGGCGGGUCGCGUCACUGUUAGGCGCCGCGGGUCCGGGCGCGAUGGCGGCGCUGGGCGGGGAUGGGCUGCGCCUGCUGUCGGUGUCGCGGCCGGAGCGGCAGCCCGAGUCGGCGGCUCUGGGCGGUCCGGGUCCCGGGCUGUGCUGCUGGGUGUCCGUGUUCUCCUGCCUCAGCCUCGCCUGCUCCUACGUGGGCAGCCUCUAUGUCUGGAAGAGCGAGCUGCCCAGGGACCACCCGGCCGUCAUCAAGCGGCGCUUCACCAGUGUCCUGGUGGUGUCCAGUCUGUCGCCCCUUUGCGUGCUGCUCUGGAGGGAACUGACAGGCAUCCAGGCACAUCCCUGCUCACGCUGAUGGGCUUCAGGCUGGAGGGCAUCUUCCCAGCAGCACUGCUGCCCCUGCUACUGACCAUGAUCCUUUUUCUGGGCCCACUAAUGCAGCUCUCUAUGGAUUGUCCCUGUGACCUGGCAGACGGGUUGAAGGUUGUCUUAGCCCCUCGUUCCUGGGCCCGCUGCCUCACGGACAUGCGCUGGCUGCGGAACCAAGUGAUCGCACCCCUGACAGAGGAGCUGGUGUUUCGCGCCUGCAUGCUGCCCAUGUUAGCACCGUGUACUGGCCUGGGCCCUGCCGUGUUCACCUGCCCGCUCUUCUUUGGAGUCGCUCAUUUCCACCACAUUUUUGAGCAGCUUCGUUUCCGCCAGAACAGUGUGGGGAGCAUCAUCUUGUCUGCAGUGCCGGGACAGGAGGGGCCUGCAGGUGUGGUUACGCGGCCUCCCCGUCUCCAGCGUUCCAGUUCUCCUACACAGCUGUCUUCGGUGCCUACACUGCUUUCCUCUUCAUCCGUACAGGGAAUGAGGGUCAUUGGCCCUGGAAGACGCUGGGGCUGCUCCAGGCGCUGCUCUGUCUCCCCGCCUAGGACACCUGAUCGGGCCGGUCCUCUGCCACUCCUUCUGCAAUUACAUGGGCUUCCCCGCCGUGUGCGCCGCGCUCGAGCAUCCACAGCGGCGGCCCCUACUGGCAGGCUAUGCCCUGGGUGUAGGACUCUUCCUGCUUCUGCUCCAGCCCCUCACAGACCCCAAGCUCUACGGCAGCCUUCCACUGUGUGCGCUCCUGGAGCGGGCGGGGGACUCAGAGGUGCCCCUGUGCUCCUGACCCCUGCUCCUGUACACACUCGUGUGAACUCUCAUGGGCUCCCAGCCCCUCCGCAUCGAGGGGGACUGCAGGGGAGGAGCUGGCUGGGGUCCCCGAGAUCUCAGGAAUUUUGUAGGGGAUUGAAGCCAGAGCUAGUUGAAUCCCAGGGACCAAGAGAAAGGAGCGGCUAUCCAAAGGGUGCGGCCCCUCUCGAAAGGGAUGAGGAGCAGCUGGGAGUGAGGGGACAAGAAGAUCCCAGGAGCCGAGCGCCGCCCUCCUCACUUUGGACUGCUGCUUCUCUGAGCUCCUCUGCCCUGAAAAGCUGCUGGGGGUGCAAUUUACAGAACGCCUCCCCCCAACUUCCCAGGGUUUUCUCAUUGUCUUUUUGCAUCAGGAACUUUGUAUUGGGAUAUUAAAGAGAUUUAACUUGGGUAAGAUGGCCUUGGACCUUUGGGAAUUUAGUCUAUUUGGGUUCUUGGGAGUGUGCCCACCACCUGUCCGUGCACAUUGAACACUAAUCUCUGGGCAAGUCAGCUUGGUGGGGACAGUUCCCAAGAGUAGGGGACAAGACGGGGGAGCAGAGUUCUGGCUGCCUUGGGUCUCGCAGCUUCCUCCUUCCUGAGCCAGGCCCCAAGUCCUAACAGAGGUGGGCCUGGGACUGCAGGUACCAGGUGUGGGCCCAGCUCAUCUUGGGGCCUGUGCCUUGGCUACCAGUGUCAGGAAAUGGGAUGCAGGGCCCUGCCCCCAGCGAUGGAGCCUCCAACCUAUACCCUCGGACACAGUGGAGGCUCCACUGUGGGGCCCCCAUCAGGAUCACCCCAGAGUCUACCAGCCUCAUAUUACACAAGAGGAAAUAGAUCCAAAAUGGAAAACGAAGCAGG